GAGACUAUGUCAAUUGAUCAAAUUAAUUUUGGAAGAAAAAAAUGGGAAGAACAUUACCGGUACCGGUUUUAUGUCAAGUUUGUGGUGAUAAAUCCUAUGGAAAACAUUAUGGUGUUUUCUGUUGUGAUGGUUGUAGCUGUUUUUUUAAACGUAGUAUACGAAAAAAUGUUCAAUAUCGUUGUAUUUCAUCAACAAAUGCCUGCCCGAUUGAUAAAACAAGACGUAAUUGGUGUCCAUCUUGUCGUUUACAAAAAUGUUUUCUUGUUCACAUGAAUCCAUUUGCCGUACAGGAAGAACGUGGACCACGAAAAAGGAAACAUCAUCAUCAACAACAACAGCAACAAUCAUCAUCAUCAGAAGCGAAUAAUGCACUAGCAACAACAACAACAUCAUCUCAAUCAUCAUCAUCACCAUCAGCAAAGGUAAUAAAUUUGGCAUCAAAAAAAUUUGGUUUAUUCAAAAGAAUGAUGCAACAACAGCAACAACAACAAAGUAGUUGUAAUAAUAAUACUACAGCAACUGUAACAUCUUCAUCAUCAACAGCAUCUUUGAUGAAUGGACAACAACAACAACAGCAACAUUUCCUGUCAUCCUAUCCAAUAUGGCAUCAAUCAUCAUCAUCAUCAUCUAUAUCCUGUCGUCCACUAUUUCGACCACAACAAUCAUCAUCAUCAACAACAUCAGUUCAAUGA
This is a messenger RNA of Dermatophagoides pteronyssinus (European house dust mite), 692 nucleotides long. RefSeq lists its product as uncharacterized. Gene Ontology annotation, molecular function: zinc ion binding; DNA-binding transcription factor activity; sequence-specific DNA binding. The record is from RefSeq and is a predicted model, not a curated record. Gene Ontology annotation, biological process: regulation of DNA-templated transcription. NCBI's taxonomy places the organism in Eukaryota, Metazoa, Arthropoda, Arachnida, Sarcoptiformes, Pyroglyphidae.